This is a messenger RNA of Vanessa tameamea, 11577 nucleotides long. Its product is annotated as cubilin-like. The record is from RefSeq and is a predicted model, not a curated record. The transcript has a single exon. Gene Ontology annotation, molecular function: calcium ion binding. Bases 41 to 11218 code for a protein of 3725 amino acids. Lineage: Eukaryota; Metazoa; Arthropoda; Insecta; Lepidoptera; Nymphalidae.
UCCAGUCUGCAGACAUUAUCCGUCGGGAUAUGCGGGGACGAUGCUUAAAUUAAUGCUUCGUUCAACCGUUUGGUUUUUGUGCAUUGUACUUUUAAAUUGUGAAGUGUAUAACGAGAGACCUAAAAUUAAAGUUUCGGAUGGUGAUCUUAUAUUUGAACCAGCUUACGACAAGAGUAUUUAUUUACGACAAAACGGACCGAAGUCUUCCAUAUUUUUUGGUGACAUAGAUUUUAAAAACUUAAGGAACGUUACAAAUAACAAUCAAAAUGUUAUACCUGGAAGAAUUGAUAACGUUCAAAACUAUGAGACACAACCUGAUGAGUUACUUAGAAGAAUAGAAAGGAUUGAAUCUCUUACUGCCACUUUAACAAGUAAUUUUAAUUUUAAUGUCACUCGAUUAACACGACGGAUUAAUACAUUGAAUAAUAGAGUACUCACUUUACUUAACAACAAAAAGAAAAACGAAUGUCAAUCUCAUCCUUGUGAGAAUGGAGGAACCUGUCUAAAUUUAGUUAAUGGCUAUCACUGUCUAUGUCCAUCGAAUUGGAAAGGAUCUAACUGUGAUGAAGACGUAAAUGAAUGUCGUAACUUUGCCGGCACUGAUCUAGGUUGUCAAAAUGGUGCGACUUGUAUCAAUUUACCAGGUUCAUAUCAAUGUGUUUGUAAGCCAGGAUGGUAUGGAAUUGAAUGUACCAGAACAGCUAAAAAUUGUUCCCAGGGUGAUUUUCAGAUGUGUGGACAUGGGACAUGUAUCCCCGUAGAAUCAAGUCUGGGUAUUAAAUGUAUUUGUAACCAAGGCUGGACGACAAAUGGAAAUGAUGUCGCAUGUUUAACAGACGUAAAUGAAUGUGAAUCUGGACAGGGCGUCAGAUGUUCGGUAAACCCAAGAGUUGAGUGCAUUAAUCUUCCCGGCUCAUUUCGUUGUGGGGCAUGUCCAACAGGCUAUGAAGGUGAUGGUUUCGCUUGUUAUGAUAUUGAUGAGUGCCUUACUAUACCAAAUGGCGGUUGUAGCUCCAGCCCGAUGGUUUCUUGUCAUAACACUAUUGGCUCCCGCAUUUGCGGGUCCUGUCCACCAGGCUAUCAAGGUGAUGGAAUUACGUGUACUUGGAGGGGUUCCUGCUCUUUUAACCGCGGAGGUUGUCAUCCAUCAGCGCAGUGUAUCGAUAACACAUCACUCGGUGGAGUUACACAAUGUAUGUGCCCAUUAGGAAUGGACGGCGAUGGUAUCGGAUUACAUGGGUGUUAUGUUUCUGCAGUAGAUAAUACUACACAACGAUGCGAAAGCAAUCCAUGUGGAGCUCAUGGUCAUUGUCAUCAGCUUCAUCAAGGCUAUACUUGUAUUUGCUACCCAGGUUACAGCGGUGCUAGCUGUAAUAAAGAAAACAAUUUUUGUACUAGCAAUCCAUGUCAUAAUGGAGGUACAUGUAGGCUAGACGAAAGAUUAUCAAGAGGAUAUAGAUGCGAAUGUACUGCUUUAUAUUCCGGUGAUCUAUGUCAAGUACAUGCACAACCUUGUGGUGGAGUUCUCGAUUAUGAAGAAGGUAGUAUUAUAUACCCAAUAUCUAAUACGUCAUAUAAUCAUAAUUCUAGAUGUGCAUGGGUGAUUCACACUGCUCCAGAUAAAGUUAUUAAUGUUACAUUUAGUAAGUUUAAUUUAGAAUACCAUUCUGACUGUCGGUAUGAUUUUGUACAAAUACAUGAUGGUAGAAGUUCUGCUAGUCAACUUAUAGGCAGAUUUUGUGGAAACACUUUUCCAAAAGGUGGAAAUAUUAUUUCAAGUCAUAAUAAUCUGUACUUUUGGUUUAGGUCAGAUCAGUCUGUUGCCAAAGAUGGCUUUUCUUUACAUUGGACUAGUAUACCACCAGUUUGUGGAGGGAAAAUAAAUGCCACUACACAUGGUCACAUACGUUCACCUGGGUCUCCUGGCAAUUAUCCACCGAAUCGUGACUGCUAUUGGCAUUUAUCGACCGCAUUGGGUAAAAGAAUACAAUUGCACUUUUUCGAACUGGAUAUAGAAAAACAUGCAAACUGUAGUUUUGAUUUCUUGGCUAUAUACGAUGGAAGCCACACAAUAGAUCCACUAAUAAGUCAAUAUUGUAACUCGACCCAACCUGCACCGAUUGAAUCGGCUGGAUCUGAUAUGCUUAUAUAUUUUCAUUCUGAUGGAUACGGUGACGGGAAAGGAUUUCAAAUAACAUAUGCCCCUAUUGAAGGCAUUCCAGGAUGUGGUGGCUUUUUUACUAAUGAUAGAGGGGAUAUUGUCUCGCCGUCGUACAAUAGUGCCUAUUUAAAUAAUUUACUAUGCGAAUACAAAAUAAAAACAAGCCCAGAAACGAGAAUUCGUAUUGAAUUCAAAUCUUUUAACCUCGAAAGAUCUUUCAGAUGUAGAUACGACUAUUUAAAAAUUUAUGAUGGUCCAAAUACAGAUUCACGUCUAGUUGGAAGAUUCUGCGGAAAUAGUCAUCCAAAAUUCUAUACAUCUUCUUCUAAUAGUCUUUUCUUUUUAUUUAAAACUGAUCAUUCUACGGGAUCUGAAGGAUUUAAAAUAACUUAUGAAUCGGUUUGUUUAAAAACGAUUACAGGAGAUAGUGGAAUCAUAAAAACUCCUGGAUACCCUCUUAGUUAUCCAAAACGUAUGGUCUGUGAUUAUAUUAUUAGCAGUUCACCUGGUAAAGCGAUAGUUUUAACAUUCCAAGAUUUCGACAUUGAAGACAACAGAUAUUACAAUUGUCAGUAUGAUCAUGUUGAAAUCAGGGACGGAUCUUCUAUAAACGCUACACUGAUGGGCAGAUUUUGUGGUGGAUCAGAAUUUACUCCACCAACACAAACGUCUACUCAUAAUUAUAUGUAUAUUAGAUUUCAAUCAGACAUUAGUAUAACAGGACGAGGUUUUUACGCUAAUUACACUACAAUAAAUACAGAAUGUGGGGGAAUUUAUAGAGAAAAUACUGGCAUUAUCAACCAUCCCAUGGACAUUGGUACCCGAUAUUCUAAUAGUCAAACCUGUACAUGGAUGCUAAUUGCAUCACAAGGAAUGCAUAUUAAGUUGACUUGGAAUCGAUUUGAACUUGAAAGUAUGCCAUCAUGUAAUAGUGACUACGUUUUAAUUAGUGAAAUUGAUGAAAACAAUGAGAAUAAUACGUUAGGUAAAUAUUGCGGAAACACUUUGCCACCUGCUCUAACUACUUCUUCAUACCGUCUCAUGAUAAAAUUCGUAUCAGAUGUCAGUGUGCGUCACGAGGGAUUCUCACUAUCAUAUACAUUUUUAGAUGAAAAAACGCAUUGUGGUGGACUUUAUGUAAAAUCACAUGGCUAUAUAUAUUCUCCGGGUUGGCCACAAAAUUACGAAUCAAAUCGUAAUUGUACUUGGAUAAUAACCGUGCCAGUUGGUCAACAGAUCAUGCUUAAUAUAACCGAUUUUGAUUUGGAGAGACCUUUACGGAAUAAUUGCCAGUUAGGUGAUUAUUUAAAAAUAAGAGAUGGUACUUCAGAAAAAUCUGCUUUAAUAGGAACAUUUUGCGGGUACUUUAAAUCUAAGCGUGUAAUAACCACUGCUAACAGUGCUUACUUACAAUUUCAUUCGGAUUUUUACUUAAGUGGGAAUGGGUUUAAAAUCGAAUGGGACGGAACUAUAAGGGGUUGUGGAGGAAUAAUAAGUAGUCCGCAAGGUUCAAUAUCAUCACCAAAUUAUCCUCAGAAUUACAAUGAAAACGCAGAAUGUUUCUAUAAGAUUGUCACGACCAGUGGUUCAAAAAUAAGAAUAACAUUUGUAGAAUUAGAUUUAGAGCGAACAAUGGACUGUAAAGACGAUUAUGUAGAAAUAUUCGAUGGUCGUGACAGCAACUCUUUUAGUUUCGGAAAGAAUUGUUUUAUGUCUCCUGAAUUAAGAAACAUCGAAACUUCUAGUAAUUACGCAUUUAUUAAAUUUAGAUCAGAUAUUUUUGUAAGUGGUAAGGGUUUUCUUCUUAAUUACGAUACAAUAUGUAAUAAUAAUAUUAGUGGAAGUUACGGUGUCAUAGAAAGCCCGGGUUAUCCGGGUAAUUAUCCAUUGAAUAUGAACUGUCUUUGGACAAUAACCGUUCCUAAGGGCAAUAAAAUUAACGUUACAUUUACCAAGUUCGAUUUAUUUCCAAAGUUUACCCCGUAUCAUCCAUGGUCUUCCUCGCGCCGUCACUGGUAUUUUAGACGUCCUUGUGAAACAGCCUAUUUGCAAUUUAAAGAAAUACAGGAAAAAGAAUAUUCCAAUAAAUUAUGUGGCACUAAUUUGCCACAACAAAUAAGUACUAAGAGUAAUUCUUUACAAAUUAAUUUUGUUUCGGGAAGUUAUUUUCCUCGUAAUGGGUUUCGUUUGGAAUGGAUUAGUUACGGUUGUGGUGGUCAUAUUCAAAAGCGUUUUGGCACUCUCGCGAUGGAUCGUACUUUAAGGUCUAUGGAUGAAAUAGAAUGCGAGUGGAUCAUUGAAACUCCAAUCGGGACCGCUAUAUCCAUAACAUUUUCGGAAAUUUAUAUGACUGAAUCUAAAAAUUGUUCUGUCGAUGCUAUUGAACUUUAUAAUGGUCAAAAUAAAGAUUUCCCGAUGAUAUCAAAAAUUUGUCAUCGAGUAAAAACUACUGUACGAACAAGCUCUAACUUUUUAUUUGUUAGAUUAGUAAAAAAAUCGUCAUCACGAAAUGUUUAUUUUAAUUCAUAUUUCUCUUCCAUAAAAGAAGGCUGUGGUGGUGAAAUUAAUUCCCCUUCUGGAUUAAUACAAUCAAAAAAUUACCCUAAAAAUUAUGAAAAUAAUAUGGAUUGCUUCUGGUCAUUAUCGGUUCCAAAAUAUCAUAGAAUUGAGUUAAAUUUCAUCAGUUUUGAUCUUUACUCUGCAGACGAAGAUGAUUGUGGUGAUUCUAUAAAAAUUUAUGAUAAUUUUGAUAAAUAUAAUACUAAUUAUACUACUUUAAUAUGCCCUAAAUCAAAUAAAACUCAAAUCUUAUCAGAGAAUUCUUUUCUUAAAGUACAAUUCCAAACUGAUGCUUAUGGGAGUGCCAAAGGCUUUAAAGCAAAUUUCUCUAUGACAUGUGGAGCAGUAAUAAAAUCAAAAACUGAUGGAAUCAUCUCAAAUAAUCAGUUUAUUAAUCACAACAAUAAGAAUUGCAUCUGGACCAUUAUUACGCCAAAUCCGAGUGAUAAGGUAAAAUUAACGAUACAACACAUAUCUAUACCAAAAAGUGCUGAUGUUAUAACUAACCGUAAUUGUCCAUCAUCUUACCUUAGAGUCCUCGAUGGUAAUGACGAAAAAUCUCCCUUGAUUGAUGAGUAUUGUGGCCGUAAAGUCCCACCUACAAUUAUAUCUCAUGGAAGCUCGUUAACGAUCCUGCUAGGUUCAUAUACAGGUGAUAUAAAAGGAAAUUUUUUAGCACACUACUCAGUUUUAACAAAUGCUUGUGGAGGCAAGCUAUUUUCAGAAGAGGGGUCUAUCGCUUCACCAAAUUAUCCACUUUCUUAUCCAAGUAAUGCAGACUGCGAGUGGACAUUAGCCACAUCGCCUGGUAAUAGGGUUUAUAUUACAUUUGAAGCUUUUGAUUUAUUUACUUCAGAAAAUUGCAAUGAAGAUUUUCUGGAAAUAAGAGAAAAUGACGGCGGAGGCGAACUAAUAGCCGUUUACUGCGGUCAUGAUAUUCCCGUGAAUACUACGACAGGAACAAAAUUAUAUAUAAAAUUUCAUAGUGAUGAAAAGGAAACAGGUCAGGGAUUUAUCCUUCAUUAUGGAUUUCUUCAUGGAAAUGAAAUCACUGGUUUACAAUAUGGUGAAUUAGCAUCACCUCUUUAUCCUUUCCCAUAUGAAGGUCAAGGCGAAUACAGUUGGCGAAUUAUCACUGAAGUAUCAACUAUUAUCAGUUUAAGUAUUGAUCAUUUGGAAGUACAUAGAAAUGAUGAAAUUUGUAGUAGCAAAUUACUUGUCUACGAUGGCUAUGAUGAAGAGGCUCCAAUUUUACAAGAAUUAUGUGGAUUAUUAAAAAAAGAGAAUAUGAAUUUACAGACAGAUUCAAAUGUCGUUUACUUAAAACUUAUAUUAGACGAAGAAAAUAUUGGUUCCCUAUUUCAUAUUCAGUGGACACAAUCAAACAUAGGUAUUAAAGAGGAUAGCAAUAAAAUAAAUUGUGGAUUAAAUCAAACACAAAUAGUAUUGCCUAAAAAUGAUUUUGUAUUUAACUCUCCAAAUUACCCGAAUGCUUAUGAUCCUGACUUGAACUGUGUAUGGAUAUUUGAUGUAACUCCUGGUCGUCAUUUAAGUCUAAGUUUUAAUGAAAUGGCUUUAGAGGAAACUCCUAACUGUUUUGCAGAUCAUAUUUCAGUUUUUUCUUUAAAUCAAGCAAACUGGAAUCCGAUGAUAGAAAAUUUAUGCCUUACUGAAAAUGUUAAUAAAAGAAGUUUCACGAGUACAACGGCUAUGAAAGUGACAUUUAAAUCUGAUCCAUCUAUUGCACGAAAAGGAUUUCAAGCAAUGGUAAAAUCAAUUUGUGGUGGAGUUUUACAAGAUAAAUCAGGUGCAAUUGAAAUUACACGGUUAGAUUUCGAUAACGGUUUUCUAGAUAAAAUAAAAUGUAACUGGACCAUAAAAGCACGUCCAGGGCGAACUAUACAACUGCAAUUUGUACAGUUUAAUAUAACAAAUGAUAAUGACUGCACAACAUACGUUAUUUUGAGAAACGGCGAAAGUGUCGAAUCACCUUUAUUAGGUGAUGGAAAAUUUUGUGGAUAUACUCAUGAAAAUCGAGACCAAAUUGUUUCAUCCAGUAAUGCUGUAUAUAUAAGCUAUGUUGCAAAUACUAGAAAUUUUCGAACUUACAAAAAAUUUUACUAUUUCAAGUUACAUUAUGAAGAAAAAAAUAUCGAAUGUGGAGUAACAUCUACUUUAGACGCUGACCACAAAUGGGAAAUUAUUACAUCUCCUAAUUAUCCUUCAGUACCGACUCCAUACACCGAGUGUAUUUGGACUUUCACAGGUCCUCCGGGAGAAAUUUUGAGGAUUGAUUUCGUGGAAAGAUUUGACUUGGAAGUUUCUGGAAAAUGUACUCUUGAAUUUGUCGAAAUUAGAGACGGAUCUUCUCAAUUGGCUCCACUUAAACAAAUUGUUUGUGGAGAACAACCGGCUACAAUCAAAACUAGUAGUAAUGCAAUGUUUGUAAAAUAUUCAACUCAAAUUGCAGAACCUAGAAAUGGAUUUAAAGCUAAUAUAUCUAUAGAUAUGUGUGGUGGAACAAUUGUUGCGCGUUCAGGGGAAGUGUUAUCUCCUGGGUAUCCACACAUGCCUAUUCUACCUGCGAGUACAGUAUGUCAAUGGCAAAUAAUAUCUUCAACGAGGUACGGUAUACAAUUAAACUUUAAAGACUUAAAUCUUCCCGAAUCCGAAAAACCAUGUGAAACAAAAAUCACUAUUGAAGAAUCAAUAUUUCCAAAUAAUACAUCUGGAUUAGGUAAAAUAAAAGAGUUCUGUGACAAUAGCAUGGAUGAUUAUAGAUUACCAAUUGAAACAUAUUCUAAUAAAUUAAUAAUAAAACUACAGAUUGGUAAGCCAAGUCAAUGGACACAAGUUUCAGAAAGUAGAGGAUUUCGUUUUACAUUUAAUUCUUCCCAAAUUUCUUGUGGUGGUGAUAUAAGAACUUCUGAAGGAUACUUAACGACUCCUGGCUACCCGCGAAAAACUACAUUGUUCUAUUGUCAGUGGGGUAUUAUAGUCCCCGAUGUGACUCGAAGAAUACGUUUAGAGCUCCUAGACUUUGACUUAGUUCAAGAGUUGGAUGUUUUGAAUGGAAUAACAUUCACAUCAAGAAUAGAAGGAUAUUCUAAUUCUUCUGAAACUCCAACAAUAUUUGAGUCAACAGGAAAUAAGUUAUCCUUAUUCUUUGUUCUUGCUAACAUACACAAAUUACCACAUCGUUUUAAAGCCAAAUUUACUUCUGAUGAACCAGCAUUAUGUGGAGGAAGCUUGCGAGGUAUUGAAGGACAGCUUAAAUCUCCAGAUUUAGAAAAAUCUUACUUAUGCGAAUGGAAUUACAAUGGGAUGCCAGUGACAGACAGCGAUAUGAAGUAUAACACUUUAUCUGUAAAUGUAAAAAUAAAGUCUUCAGGACGAAAUAUAUGCCGUUUUAUGGAUUCACAACUAGUUAUAAAUUCAAAUAUUGCAAGCGGUGUGAUGUUCAAACGCAAUAUUUGUGGUAAUAGUACAGAAGCAUCAUACAGUAUACCUGCUGUAAAUAUGCAUAUUAUGGUAAAAAUGUAUAACCGCAAGCCUUUAACCUUUGACCUAAAUUGGAAGUUACAUCAGUGUGGAGGUGUGGUACAUUCAGGACAAGACGCAGUAAAUAUUUUAAACAUACCUGUUGCUCAUAAUAUAACUAUUGAUUGUGCAUGGCUUAUAAUAACUCCUGUAGGGGUUAGAAGUGAAUUUCAAUUAGAAGGUUCAUUUAAUUUAGAUUGUGCUAAUGAAUUUUUACUGAUAAAACAAGGAGUAUCCCCAAAUUCUCUUACUAUAGGAGAUUACUGUAAAACAAAAUCACAAGAAAAGGCACUUUUGACAUCAUUUAUGUAUACUUAUAUUCAAUAUCAUACAAAAUCUCAAAAUAACACUAAUAUUAAACUUUAUAUUAAGACUGUCAGUGUUCAAUGUGGGGGGUACAUUACAAAAUUCGAUCGAAUAUUUACUUCCCCAAACUAUCCUAAAAAUUACCUAAAUAAUCAAGAAUGUACCUGGGAAAUUUACGCAGAAUUAGGAUAUAGAGUAUCUCUUCAAUUUAUCGAUCGAUUUGCGGUGGAAGAUAAUACUAAUUGCACAAAAGAUGCUAUUAUAGUUUAUGAUUGGAAAGAAAAUAAAUACGAUGAAAUUGCACGACUUUGUGGUCGCCGUAUUCCACUUCCAAUCGAAUCAACAUCAAAUCAAAUGAAAGUGAUUUUUCGCACGGAUGGGUCAACGAAUUUAGAUGGCUUUAAAGCGCAAUGGAAACCUUUAUGCGGGGGAACACUAAUGGCAAAAGAUAAAGUACAGUACUUAUAUAGUCCUGGAUAUUUAUAUGAAUAUUAUCCAUCCUUGAAUUGUGAAUAUGAAAUACUAGCUCCCUCUAAUAGGAUGUUACUUAAGUUUUUAGAUUUCGAACUCGAAGGAUCAUACCCUGAAUGUGAAUACGACAACUUAACAUUAACGGCGGAUAGUAAUUAUAAUUAUUUUUAUGGUCUGUAUUGUGGAAAAGAUUUACCACCUCCACUGUAUGCUUCCGAUAAAGUACGAAUUACCUUUAAGACUGAUCCGUACGGACAAAGAAAAGGAUUCAAAUUGUCUUACUCUUUAUAUACAUGUGGGGGAUCGAUAAAGGAUCCUACAAUGUUAACAUCGGGUCCAGAUAACUAUAUUGAAAAUAGUAAUUGUACGUGGUCCAUUGAAAGUCCAAUAAAUAAGAUAAUAAUACUUAAAUUCCUUUAUAUAGAUUUGGAAAGUAGUUAUAACUGUUAUAACGAUUACUUAGCUGUAUAUGACGGUGCUACAAUAGAUUUAAAUAAACGACUGUCGUUAAUUUGUGGUCACCUCAACAGUACAACUGUUAUAAAAAGUACUAGUAAUAAAAUGUUAUUACAGUUUGUUUCGGACAGUAACUUGAGCUAUAAAGGAUUUCGAGUAGAAGUUUAUUUCUCAUAUUCGGAAGCAGUCGGUUGCGGCGGGCAAAUUGAUCUAAAAGCUACAUCUAAUAAAAAAAUAAAAUCUCCUCUCAUAGGAAACAAUGUUAUUUAUGAAAACUAUUUAGAUUGUCAUUGGGAAAUAAAGGCGCCAAAUGAUCACAUUAUCAAAAUAGAAUUCACCUCCUUCCAUAUAGCUUCCUGCGUAAACGUAAACCAAACAGCAUUAGGUGCAAGUAAUUGUGACUGCGACUUUGUAGAACUAAAAGAUGGCUUAAAUCCCAAUAGCCUUGUCAUUGGCACAUUUUGUGGGCACUCAUAUCCGCCACAAUUAUCUUCAUCGAGUAAUACAAUGACAGUUAGACUUACUACCGAUGGAGAGGUAACAAGCUCCGGGUUUGAAGCACUUUUAUCAGCUCAUCCUUCUCUAUGCGGCCCAUCAGUUUUAUCGAUUUCGAAUACAUUACAAAUAUUAAAAUCACCGAAUUACGAAAACGGGGUAAUCCCUCGAGGACUACAUUGUAGUUACUUUUUUGAAUCAAGCGCUGAACCGUACUCUGCAGUUCAUAUUGUAGUAAAAGACAUGGAUCUUGAACCUAGUUCAGGAAAUAGGUGCGACAAAGACAGGGUUAUCAUAAAUAGUUAUUCACAGCCAAAAAAUAUGACUAUAGGUAAAGAUUUCAUUAUUAAUGAAUCAUCAAAUGAUUUCUUAUCUCAUGCUACAUUAAUGUAUGACUCAACAUUAAAAUCUCCCAAGCGCUUUGAAUUAUGUGGCAUAAAAAAAUCAAUCGAUUAUUACGUUUUCGGUAGCGUCAAUAUUAUUGUACAAACAGCAGCAGCAGAAACCUCUCAAACACACAAAGGCUUAGAAAUUUCAGUAUCAUACGUUGGUUUGUGUGGCAGAAAUUACACUGAAUUAUAUGGAAGAAUACAAUCACAACCUAUAAUUUACACUGAAACAGAUGCUAGAGAUUGCUUCACUCUAAUAGCUGUACCAGAAAGCUAUACUAUAUCAAUGUAUUUUCUAUCAGCAAACCCGGUAUAUUGGGAUGAUCAGGCGUUUUUAGAGAUUUUCGAUGGCAACACAACUAGUGCACCACUUGUCACAAAAAUAGCUAAGGAAUAUCAAGAUUAUAUACAGAUAUUUUCUAGUAGUCGUUAUUUACUUAUACAUAAUCAUAUUGUAGGAACAGAGGCAGUAGUUUACGAUUUAAAUUACGUUGCAACCAACAAGAGCACGGGGUGUGGUGGGAUACUUCAUAAUGUAGCAGGAAGAGUAACAAGUCCUCUUUAUCCUGAAAUUUAUAGACAAAAAUCCACAUGUGAAUGGGAACUUGAAACACCAAUAGGAACAAGAUUAAUGUUACAUUUUGCUGUAUUCGAUAUUGGCCGAAUCUGUACACAAAAUUACCUUAGCCUUGUUGAUAAAAAUGGCAAUACUAUUUCUUCGUAUUGCAUGGAAACUCCUGCAGAUUAUACAAGCGAUGACAAUUAUGUUAAAAUUGUAUUUACAACUACCAGGAAUAACGGUGGAACUGGGUGGGUGGCAGACUUUAUUGCGUUUUCUUAAGACACCUUUGCCUCACUACUUUACGAAAUGUCUCUUCAGGUAUAGGUCUCUUGCUAUUUCGUAUAAAAAAAGCUGUAAUACCUUACCGAUAUUUAUAUAAUAAAUAAAUAAUAUUUCUAAAAUGUUUUAAAACAUAUGUCUCAUAUGCCUUCAAUGUAAUAAUUAUAUUAACUUACCAAAUAGAAUCAGCACUACUAAUCCUACGUGUAUUUAUAAAACUCAUUACUUGUUUUUCAACUGUUAUCAAUACAAAUAUAUUUUAAAUAAGAAACCAAACAAAUAAUACCGAAGUUACAUUAUAUUCAAGAUUAUUUUGGCCUAGUUAAAGUUAUUAGUUUAUUUAUCAUAAAUGCGAAAGA